Eublepharis macularius is the source of this 1047-nucleotide messenger RNA. RefSeq names its product acetylserotonin O-methyltransferase-like. Lineage: Eukaryota; Metazoa; Chordata; Lepidosauria; Squamata; Eublepharidae. The record is from RefSeq and is a predicted model, not a curated record. Gene Ontology annotation, molecular function: acetylserotonin O-methyltransferase activity. The transcript is spliced from 8 exons. Bases 1 to 1032 code for a protein of 343 amino acids. Gene Ontology annotation, biological process: melatonin biosynthetic process; methylation.
AUGAUUUCUACAGAGGAGGCAGAAAGUAUUACCACUUUGAUUCAAUAUCAGCAUGGAUUUGUAAUUUCGAAGGUCAUGUUUACAGCCUGUGAAUUGGGAGUAUUUGAUCUGUUGCUGGAGUCAGGAGAACCCUUGAGCUCCACAACCAUUGCUGAAUGCCUGGGCACCAGCCCUCAUGGGAUGGAGCUGCUCUUGGGCGCCUGCGUGGCUUUAAAGCUCCUGAGAACAGAGAGGAAGGAUGAGCAAGUUCUCUAUGGAAACACGGACCUUUCCAGUCUCUGUCUUGGUAAAUCAAGUCCAAAAUCUCAGUAUCAUCAUAUGAUGUGGUUCUCGGAAAGCACCUAUUUGAAUUUACACUACUUGGCAGAUGCUGUGAGGGAAGGAAAAAAUCUGAAUGAGAAAUCUCUCAAUUCAAAAAAUUUUUAUGAAGGCAUUUACAGAUCAGAGGAGCAGAUGCAAAGGUUCAUGAGCUAUAUGAAUGGCACCUGGAGCCUGGGGGGCAGAGAUGUAAUUGCUGCAUUUGAUCUGUCUCAGUUCCCACAAAUUUGUGAUCUGGGAGGGAGUAGCGGUGCCUUGGCUAAAGAAUGCAUUUAUUUGUAUCCAUAUUGCACAGUCACUAUUUUAGACCUGCCUGAAGUGGUAAGAACAGCAAAGAAGCACUUUAUAUCUGAGGAAGAACAACGGAUUCAUUUCAUAGAAGGUGAUUUUUUUGAGGAUCUCAUUCCAGAAGCUGAUCUGUAUAUUCUGGCUAGAAUAUGCCAUAACUGGACUGAUGAGAAGUGUGCUCAGCUGCUAACCAAAGUGUACAAAGCCUGCAAACCUCGUGGUGGAGUGUUAAUCAUUGAAAUGGUUCUCAAUGAAGACAGAAAAGGGCCUUUACUAGCCCAUCUGCAGUCGAUUCUUAUGCUGGUGCGUACUGAAGGGAAAGAGCGGACCCCAUUAGAGUACAGCACGCUUCUCAGUGCCGCUGGUUUCAAGGAGGCUGAAAGAAAAAAAACAAGACUCUACGAUGCCAUUUUAGCAAGAAAAUGAUCCUUGUUUAGCUCA